AUGUCUUCUCCUUCUUCCGAUGAGAUUUUCAAUAAUUGGAGUGGGAUAAUAGAUGAUAAUUUCUCCAAAACAGUCCUUGAUACAUUUGGAUUGUCCCAGGACGAUAAAUAUGUUUACCGCGCCGAAUCAUUCGCCAUGACAUUACCGCAGAUUCAAGAAACCGUCAGUACUGGCAAAUUAAAGUAUCAUUACCAAGAUCAAGGCAAAGUUCUUCAGAUACCACUCGCAGACAUUGAUGCCUAUACGUCGAUAUUCUCCUCCAAGACCGAUACAUCCAAAGCUCUCAUAGCAUUUGCUUCCAACGCAAAGAAGGGGUCGCCACGAGAAUGGGUUGCGAACUACCUCCAAUCCCGCCGUAUUCCUCCUUCGUGUAAGAUACCGAAAGCGAAAGCACAUAUCAAUCCAUAUUAUGAUAUUUGGGCCCAGACAUGUCGAAUGGUAUCUUUCCUUGGUCCACUUCCUGAUGCACAUUAUGCCGAUCCUGCCGCAGCGAAAAUGACUCAUCCUGUACUUCCUGUACUUUACCAUCAUUCGGAUGUGGUGGUACCAUCCUACGAUUCACUGUAUAUAAUAUCUCAACUUGUGGAAGAGUCUAAAUUGGAUGGAAUUAUUGAUAUGGCGAGUGGGAAUGGAUAUUGGACAUAUAUUCUACGACGGAUGAAGCUAAAGGUUAACGCUGUGGAUAAUAUGGCCAGUGAGUAUAGGAAUAUGUGGAUAUCAGAUACGGAAAAGGCAGAUGGAGUGGAAUAUCUAAGGAAAAAUGGUGGAGGUAAGAACAAACUGUUGUUAAUGGUGUACAUGAUUACGGCUGGGACAUUCACGAAAAGGGUCUUGAGUACCUACAAAGGGGAUGUAAUUGUGGUGGUUGGAACACAAAAUGCGAAUCGAUACACGGGUUUAAGUGAUUGCACUAUGGAAGAAUGGUUUGAGAAGGAAAUGAAUGGUUGGGAGCUUAUUUGUAGAAUUGCCAUGCCAAGUUUCGCAGGAAAAGAUGAAGGGAUGUUUGUGUGGAAGAGGAAGAAUUAG
Molecule: messenger RNA, 1026 nt
Organism: Sclerotinia sclerotiorum 1980 UF-70
Lineage: Eukaryota; Fungi; Ascomycota; Leotiomycetes; Helotiales; Sclerotiniaceae
Exons: 2
Coding region: 1-1026 (341 amino acids)
Source: RefSeq, a predicted model, not a curated record